AAACAACUCAGUUAUAUUUCUAAUGGGAAGCAUUUAUUUGUUCCAAGCAUUUGAUUCAACUUAUUAUUGUUUCUAAUACUUAUUAUUGUCAUUUUUCUCUUAAAUCCCUUAUUUCUCUUUAAUGACUCUUGUUGUUAUUUGUAAUUCAAACAAUGCAUAGAAUAUCAGCAAUGACGUUUAUUGGUUAACCUUUGCUAGUAUCAUAUCUAUGCUAAAUGUAAAGUUAACCUAAAAAUGUCAUUCAAUUUUUAUACGCAAGGGUAGUACCCUCCAUAGUUUAAGGGCAGUCUUCAUAGUUUAUUUUUAUUAUUGUUAUUAUUUACUGUUUAAAAAAAUAAUAUUAAAAUGAACCUUCAUUGAAUGAAUUCAUCUGCCAAAAUCCAAGCUUAAUUACUGCUUUGUUAAAUACUUGGAGACCUUUGCCAAAAUCCACACAUUGGAAUGACACUAGUUUACUUUAUGGCUGUUUUAAAAUUACAGAUGCUAGAUUGAUUGUACUCUAACUACUUUGAAAAUAUAAUUGCUUGUUAUUCUUUACAACAAGGAUCAACUUUGAAUAAUUAUUUACUAUUGUUAACUGAAUGGGUUAUUACUAUAUAUUUUUGGCACAACUUUCUCCAACGUUAUUAUUUAUUCUUCAUCAGCAUGCGAUUGUGGGGCAGAGAGGGGCGUGGUGAAGGGGGCGCCGCAGUGAGAUGAGAUGCAGCAGCAGGAGCAGGAGGGCAAGCAAGCAGCGGUGGCGGGAGGCGGAGGCGGAGGUGGGGGCGGCAGCGACCCGCAUGAGAUGGCGCGUCGGAGGUGGCGGAUGUUGGCCCGCGCUCUGCAUCGCAGGCGGGAGCAGGACAAGCUAGACAUGAUAUCGGUGCGUCGCAUCAGCAGCUUCGGCCUGCUCACGCUCAAGCCUGACGCAGACGACACGUGGUUCGAGUACAGCGCCCACGUCAACGGCCAGCUGUUCACAGUCCUUGUGAGACACGUGGUACAGGAGAUCACUCCCACCGACCUGAUGGGCUUCAACAACACGGGCAACGUGUGCGUGUGGCCGUCGGAGGAGGUGCUCGCCUACUAUGUACUCUGCAACCGCGACUUCUUCCAGGGCAAGAUGGUGCUGGAGCUGGGAGGGGGCAUGACGUGUCUGGCUGGCCUGCUCAUCGCCAAGUUCACGCAUGCGUCGUUCGUGCGCCUCACCGACGGCAACACGGCGUCUGUGGAGAAUGUGGCGCGCAUCGUGAAGCGAAACGACCUGCAUGACUCGCCGCGCGUCGACUGCUGCACGCUGCAGUGGGGCAACAAACCACUCGCCUCCCAACCCCUGUUCGACGUCGUCCUGGCCGCCGACUGCCUCUUCUUCGACGACGCGCGCAAGGACCUCGUGGCCACUAUGCGGGCGGCAAUCAAAGCUGAUGGCGAGGCACUCGUCACCGCACCUCGGCGAGGAUCCACCCUCAACAAGUUCAUCGUCGAGGCCGAACAGUCGGGCUUUGUCUGCACCAUUCUCCACUACUACAACCACCAGGUCUGGCAGCGUCAUCUCCAACUCAGCUCCGACAGUCCUGACUACGACGAAGACAUACACUAUCCUCUUCUCAUUCAUCUUAUCAAAAAACAACCUGACUAAAGCUGCGUUUACACCAAAGUUAAUAACUCAAUCCUUAUAGAUUCUAUUAGAUUGAACAUAACUUAUCAUACACAUGAUGAACAUAUGUGUUUGUCAAGUUCCGUUCAAUCUAAUAGAAUCUAUAAGGAUUAAGAUAUUAACAUUUUGUUAAUACUUUUGGUGUAAACCCAGCUUAAAUCAAUGUUGUUAUUGUUGUAUCCAAAUCUCUUUAAAAAGACGUACCAGUCUAUUUAUUCUUAUAAGUAUUAUUCAUCUCUUUAUCGAUAAAAUUGUUAACUGUUGAAAUACUAUUAAAAAUAUUUACUCUAAUUGAAACACUAGUCGUGACAAUUGAAAUAUCUAGUGUACUGUACUUGUUAUAUAUUUAAUAACUCUAGAUGUCUUUGAUAAAGGUGGUCUUAACUAGUGCCAACUUCAGCUGUCGUAUUCCAGCUGUAACUUAAUAGGAAUAAAUAAUAUUUAUAUAUUAUAGUAUAGUAUUAUAGUAUAUUUAUAUUACUAUAUUAUAGUAUAAGUUUGGUCAUAAAGAUCUACAAUUGAUUAUUAUUCUCUCUAUUGUUUUCUAUUCCUUCAAUUUAACUGAUAGUUUUCCAAUAUAUCCCACCGCAGAAUAUAACAGUAGCAGGAUGGAGUACUUCUAGCAUAUGGUAAUAUUUCCAAGAAUACUAUAUUUGAAGAAUUUGGGCUGAACCUGUUGUUCUCACCCAAUAAAAAUUAUAUUAUCUGUAAUUGUGUGGGAAGAUAUAAAUGAUAUAUAAUGUUUUAAUUCUCAGACAAUCUCCGGUUUUAUAAAAUACUACUUGGAGACUGUUGUAUUAGAUUAAAAUGGUAAGUCUACAUUCUCAAAAAUGAAAUGACAAUGGAGUCAUUUGCAAUGAAAUUUUAAUGUGCCAAAAUAAAUUGAAGUAAUUAAAAAGCAGGCCGUAGAAUAUGUUGAAGAGUUAACUGAAUAAUUUAAAUUAAUAAUCUUUGACCUCUAGUUACAAUAGACAAUUUAUUUGGUAGAGGAAUAUUUAUUUCAUAAUUAGCUAUGCCCUCUUAUAUUGAAUUUAUAAAUUAUAAAAAUGAUUUAAUAGAAUAACGGACAUUAAGGGGACCAGAAAGAGAUUUAGACCAGUUAUCCAGGUUAUCUAGAUUUAGACUGUUAUCCAAACGUAUUGUAGGUAUAAAGGGUAACUGUUGAAAUACGAAUUACUAAACUUUUUUUUUAAAAAACAGUUUUAGAAAAUAUUACUAUGCCUCUACUACAUAUCCUUGAAAAAUUUCUCUGAAACAUAUCUAAAGUACUUUUGAAUUACUCCAUCUGCUACUGUACAAUUAGUAUAGGUCACAUAUUUAAUAUUGAAACUAUUUCCCCAAUUUUGAAUGGAGCACUUGAUAUUUGAAAAAAGUAGAUUUAUGAAAAUCUAUUUUUAAUUUGAAAUGGUGUGAAUGAUUUUUCGUCAAUUUAUAUAUUUUGAUUUUGACAAUAAAACUAUUAUAUUAUGUGUAUCAGACAUGAAUGUUCCGAACUGUAAUUAGUUUGUAGUGUCUGAAAUGGUCUGUUUUUGAGUGUUGAAUCCAAUCUAGUUGAUAUUUCAGAUUUUAGGUUUCUAAUGAAAAAUCCAUAAUCAGAAUUCCCACAUUCCUUACUUAGAAUAACCAGUGUGUGUAAGAGUGGAAGAUAACAUUCUGAGGCUAUAGAUAUUAUAGUUGCAUACCGCUUCUGUUCACUUAAAUAUGAACGUCGCUCAUCAACCCAUAUUUCGUUAAUGAAUUACAUUGUAGAGAAAUAAAGCAUAAACAUUAUGCUAUCUUUCCCUAUGAUUACAUUAGUCAUUCAAUUUUGCUUAAAGUGCGAGUUCUUUGAAACGUAAAUUAUUUAUCAGUCGUUUAAUUAUGUUUAUACCUAUUUUUUAUCAAAAUACUUAAUAUUGUCCAUCCAUGCAAAAAAAUGUCACUUUCAAGCUAAUUAAUGAACGUUUUUGUUUUAAAUUUCAUUUAAUGAGAAAGCUACAUGUAACAACUGACAAUUAAAAGCUUCCUAGAAAUUGGCAUUUCUCUACAAUAAUUCAAUCAGGAGUGGAGAAUUUGAAAAAAUAUUUUCUAUUAUUGAUAAGUACUUUCAUGAAAAUUGUGAAUUGAAAAAUUUUAUGCAUAGAAACUGGCAUUUCUCUACAAUAAUUCUGUCAGGAGUGGACAAUUUGAAAAAAUAUUUUUAUUAUUGA
Messenger RNA from Nilaparvata lugens (brown planthopper), 3825 nucleotides. RefSeq names its product calmodulin-lysine N-methyltransferase. Gene Ontology annotation, cellular component: cytoplasm; nucleus; precatalytic spliceosome. The coding region runs from base 701 to 1618 and encodes 305 amino acids. Gene Ontology annotation, biological process: mRNA splicing, via spliceosome. NCBI's taxonomy places the organism in Eukaryota, Metazoa, Arthropoda, Insecta, Hemiptera, Delphacidae. The transcript has 2 exons. The record is from RefSeq and is a predicted model, not a curated record. Gene Ontology annotation, molecular function: protein binding; zinc ion binding; RNA binding.